UCGCCCAACGAUCGCCAACUUUCAUCUUUCUUGUGGUUUUUUCCCCGUCUCGAUUGUUGAAGAUUUCAAUGGCAAGUGAAAGCGAUAAUCCAGCUUUAGCUCCUACUCCUAGUGAUGCUGCUAUGCAGCCUACUCCUAUUGGCAUGUCGUCAUCAUCACCAACACCAACUACACAACAAACUAUAAUCUCCACUAAUGAUAGUGACGCUGUCAAUCCUAAGAAACGGAAAGCACUUUCACCGAGGUCUGAAGUUUGGAAACACUUCACCAGAUUCGUUAAUAAUCAAGUUGCUUCGGAAUUAGCUUUUAGCACCGGUGGUCGUGUGCUUGAUGCAUAUAGGAGUUCUUUAAUGCCUAAGAUAGUGCAAGCUCUUAUUUGUGCUCAAGAUUGGCUACGUGGACCUUCCUAUUAUCUUCAUGACAUUGUGAAUGAUUUGGCAAAGCUUGAGAAAGUUGAUGAAGAGUUGUCAAAGAUCACAGUGGACAAUGUACUUGAUAAUCUUUAAGGCUACUGCUGAAAAUCCAACCCAAGCACCUGCCAUUGCACUUCCCUUUGUUGCACCACCCUUGUUUCCUGCAUCUUUCCUUCCAUCUGAAUCCCCCUCUGUUGUUGUUGAAGACUAUUUGUUGUUGUUUUUAUCUAGCUGAAUCUGUCCACUUCGAAAAAUAAUUUAUGGAUUUUGUUAGUUUUGGAUGUUCUUGCUGCUAUUGGAUCUUUUGCUUUUCUACGAUGUUGAAAUUUAUAAGGAUCGAAAUGAUGCAGGUCCUUUUUCUUUUUGCAUAUCUAAAUUGUUGUAAAAGUACAACAUCUUUCCUUGAUUUUUGGUGAUAGUUGUGCUGCUGUGGGAUAUUUCUUGCUUUGU
Messenger RNA from Theobroma cacao (cacao), 863 nucleotides. The record is from RefSeq and is a predicted model, not a curated record. NCBI's taxonomy places the organism in Eukaryota, Viridiplantae, Streptophyta, Magnoliopsida, Malvales, Malvaceae.